Uncinocarpus reesii 1704 is the source of this 948-nucleotide messenger RNA. RefSeq lists its product as uncharacterized. The record is from RefSeq and is a predicted model, not a curated record. NCBI's taxonomy places the organism in Eukaryota, Fungi, Ascomycota, Eurotiomycetes, Onygenales, Onygenaceae. Bases 1 to 948 code for a protein of 315 amino acids. Gene Ontology annotation, molecular function: NAD+ kinase activity. Gene Ontology annotation, biological process: NADP+ biosynthetic process; NAD+ metabolic process. The transcript has a single exon.
AUGCCUCCCGAGAAGGUGGACUUGAUGGUCACAUUGGGUGGUGAUGGGACGAUAUUACGGGCAUCAUCCUUUUUCGCAACCUCCAAAACUGUUCCGCCAAUCCUCUCAUUCAGUAUGGGCACGCUUGGAUUCCUUGGAGAAUGGAAAUUUUCUGAAUACAAAAGUGCUUUUCGGGAGGUAUACAUGUCGGGUGCGGGUCUCGGAGAGCGUGCGGCGGUGCUUGAUCAUCCGCCAGACGUGCGCGGCGAGCAGACGGCCGAUGGGGUCGGGUCAAAUUGGUCUUCGCUUCGUGGAAUGUCUCUGGGAUCGGCCCGUAGCGCACGGAUCCUGGUCAGAAGCAGGAUCAGAGUCGGGCUCUUCACCCCGGAUGGAAAGCCGGUGUAUAGCAAUGGCGUGGUCAUGUCGUCACCUGCGGAUGACGACGCUGGGGUAUACGCCAUGAACGAGGUAGUCAUCCAUCGUGGCAAGCAACCACAUCUUGCCAUUGUUGAAGUGUACGUUGGUGGUCGCUUUCUCACUGAGGCGGUUGCGGAUGGAAUGAUCAUAUCUACCCCCACUGGGAGUACCGCUUAUAGCCUUAGCUCGGGCGGCAGCAUUAUUCACCCUCUUGUCCCGUCCCUACUGUUGACUCCAAUCUGUCCGCGGAGCUUAAGCUUUCGGCCAUUAGUCAUUCCAUCUAGCACCCCUGUGACGUUGCGAUUGAGCGAAAAGAACCGCGGUGACGAGGUGGAAGUGAGCAUCGACGGUGUUCUCGUCAAGCAGGGACUAAGAGUCGGCAUGGAGAUUCGUGUUUGGGGAGAGGAGAUCAAAGUAGCCGACGGAGCCUGGCACGGAGGCAUUCCAUGUGUGAUGCGCAAGACGAUUGGGAAUGCUGACGCAGCUGACGGGUGGGUUGGGGGUUUAAACGGGCUUUUGAAGUUCAAUUAUCCGUUUGGGGCUGAGCCGUAA